CAGACAGAGGAUGCACACUUGGACCAUCUCCCUCUCUCUCUUCUUAGAUCGUAUCUCCAUCCUGAACUUCUUCUUCUCAGAUCUCUUUCGAUCAUCGUGAUGGGCAAGAAAGGCAAAGAGGACGCUGUUCCCUCCCCCGCCGCGAUCGUGAACAAAGACAUCAUGCAGCGGCUCAACUUCAUGUAUCAAGCAAGCGUGUACCUUAGCUCACUCGGCCAGCCCGAAAGCUCGACUUCGACUGCCGAUCCCGCGUUACGGAAUGAAGAGAGGGGGGACGAAGGCAGAGAUAGCCUGCAGAAACGGAGGCAGAAGAAGAUAAAGAACGUCAAGCGCAGGGCGAAAAUGACUGCCCCCGACCUCGCGCGCACGUAUGUCGGCGCGAUGAAGGUCGUCGCGAGCCGGACUACGGUACGCAUUGACCCCGCGGUGAAACGGACCCUCUGCCCUGCAUGCGACGGCGUGCUCGUCCCCGGACACACAGUCUCUGUGCGCGUACGGCCGUCGAAAACGCACACGCACACGAUGGCGUUUACGUGCAAGUCCUGCGGUGCAACGCGCCGAAUCCCUGCCCCGCCAUCGAUAUCCGGCUCUUCGUCCCCGCCGCCCAGUCUUCAGCAGCCGAGUGGAGACGAUCUCACUCCCAAUCCAAAUGCAAACCCAGGCAGACGAAAGCGUCGGAGGCCCGCCCGCGCGAAACGGCCGCCCCUGGCGGCGCGUGCUGAUGCGGGACACGUCGUCGUGCGCGGUGCAGACGCGUUGUUGCCGGCUGAGACCGCGGACGGGGAUGGGAUAUGGGUCACGUAACAGUCGUCGCGUUCCGUGUCGGAUUCCGGCUGUGUGCAUAUUCGUUCCGGGUCUCUGAUAUUACAAGUGUAUAAUGAUGAUAGCCGUCAGCUGCGGCUCACUCCAGCGCCCAGUUGUUCUCCUUGAUGAGCUUCUCGCGCUCGAGCAGGUACUUGCCUGUCCCAGGCAGUCAGCAGGCGGGGAGGACCCGAGCAAACGAGCAACCAGCCCACACGCUCGUUGCAGC
This is a messenger RNA of Mycena citricolor, 1030 nucleotides long. The record is from the annotation of a GenBank genome assembly. NCBI's taxonomy places the organism in Eukaryota, Fungi, Basidiomycota, Agaricomycetes, Agaricales, Mycenaceae.